UGGGGGAUUCCUAUAUUGCAAAACCCCCGCGGCUUAUGGUGAUGUGAAUUCGUGACUGAGGCUUGGGUGACUUUAUCUCAGGGACUUUGGGAGACUUGGUGAUGCCGCGCAAACAGUGACGCAAGCCGCGGGUCCUGAGGUGAAGCCAAGUGACUCACCCACACAGCCUCGCGAAAGUAGAGUAAGAAGAGGAGCGAGGAGCAUAAAGCGGAAAAGAAUGCCACUCUUUUAUGCCAGGCGGAUCAGAUGAAAGUGGCGCCGUUGAGUGUGAGGGUGUGUGGAGGACCUGAGGGAGUGUGUGCUCAGUGUGUGUGUGUGUGUGUGUGUGUGUGUGUGUGUGUGUGGUGGCCUCGGGUGUGAGAGUGGCUGUGAGAGGAGUGUGUGGGGCAGGUGUCCCGUCACCGCCUACCUAACACUGCCAGACAGAAAUAGAUCUCCUGUGCGACAGUGUAAACAUUGCGGUGCUAUCACCAUCCUGCAGCCGAUGUGUGCAUCUUUUGUUUGCAGCGCCACUGACGCCCUUCUUCCCAGGUGCUUACUCUUCACGCCAAGCUUUUGAGAAACUGACGAACUUAUAAACGCGAAGCUUUGCGUGUAAGUGCUAGUGAGUGAAGUUACAUACAUGGAAGGAUGGCGCUGUGUGUUGGACCUUUGGUUUUCGUAACGUUACCUGAGGAAGGUGUUACUUGACACACCUCAGGCCUGAGUAGCAGGUGCCCGCCAACCUGCACAAGCCCAAGCGUGCAGCCCGCCGGCCGUGUGUGCUGCACGGGAAGACACAUUGACUGGCAUGCACAGCCCCGGUGAUGCAGAAACGUCGACGAGUGAGCGACAGUGUCCUGACAGGGGUGCUGCCCGCACUGGGGCUCAAGAAAAAUUCGAGCCACAUAAACGUCCGCGGCGAUCACCUCGCCUCCUCCUCCACAGUCACCUCCCCGCUACCCUGGGCUGUCAUAAACUUGGAGAUUUUUUGGGUGCUGCUGAGUCCCAACACGAGAUGUGCCGACCGUCUGGCCAAGUCCUGCGGCCUUCGCUCCUUCCAGGCAUCUGAAUCCCCUCACGCCCACACCCCCCCAGGGGGUGAGCUCCAUCCGUGCCACACCUCCCCAAAGAGCGGGGCCGCCAACUGUGGGGGAAGCUGUGCCCAGGACAGAGCCUUCCAGUGUGGCCGGAGUACUAAGGCUGAGGAUCGUGCGGAGACUGACGCGCCCACCGUGUGUCGUCGGCACAGUGCGGACUCUCGCCGAAAAUUUGGCGUAGUUUCCCCCCAGACAAAGAGGUGCAGGUCUGGUUCGUGGACUAGUCAGAAGUGCAGCAAUGGGGGUGGGCGCGAGAGCCAAGGUGUGGGUGGGAGGAGCCACUGCCAGGCAAGCUUGGGCAGUGAGGGAGGGAGGAGGAGCGGUUCAGGGCUGCCUCAAGCCAACUGUGGCGGCCGCUGCUGCUGCUGCUGCUGCUGUUAUUGCUGCUGCUGCUGCUGCUCAACGAUGAAUCAAGCCGAGAUCAUAAAGGAGGAGGCACGUCAGCUGAAGGCUGAGGGCCUGGACCACCGCGAGGAGUCCCAAAUUAUGGGGGCGUCAGAGCGGGUGGCCGGUGAUGGGUUCUCUGUCCACCGGUCAGCACUGAGUGAGCAGCAGCAGCGACAGACCAAGACCCCUGCGGGCGCCAUCAACCAGGAGUCAUCCCGACAAGCUACAAAGUCCGGCAUCACCAUAAAGGCCCAAGGCGUGUGCACCAAGCAGUUCACCUCCAUGAACACAUCCCAGAAUAAUGUAAACAUCACCAGUUUUGAAGACCUGGACAAGCUGAGCUCCAACUCUCAGCCUGGAGACGUGCAAAACACCAUCAUGCGUUACUCUGGAGUGAUGUACACCUUUGUGGAGAAGCUAAAGAACCUUACUGUCAACCAGUCCCUCAAGGAUGCCCCAACACUGCUGGAAAACAUUGAUGAAAUGAUGAGAAAAGCGUGGUCAGUGCCCACUUAUGGCCACGAGUUGGGCUUUUCUUUAUGCAAUGUUUUGAGAACUAAUGGUGGUAUGGACCUUCUCCUUGACAACUGUCGCUCAGAAAACUCAGAUUUGAAGUUUUCAAGUGCCAAGGUGUUGGAACAGUGCCUCACCACUGAAAAUCGUGGCUAUGUUGUUGAAAAUGGUCUCAAAAACAUAGUGAGUGUUGCGUGUGACUGUACGAAAAAUGGCUCAUCUGUGGACAAGUCUAGAGUGGGUACUGGAAUUCUGGAGCAUCUCUUCAAGCACAGCGAGGGAACCUGCUCAGACAUUAUCAGACUAGGAGGAUUGGAUGCUGUGCUGUCUGAGUGUAGAAAAGCUGACGUAGAGACUUUAAGACACUGUGCUGGUGCACUGGCCAACCUGUCCCUGUAUGGAGGCUCAGAUAACCAGCAGGAGAUGAUCCAGCGUAAAGUUCCAAUGUGGCUGUUCCCUCUUGCCUUCCACUCUGACGAGAAUAUCAAGUACUAUGCGUGCCUCACCAUUGCUGCCUUGGUAGCAAAUAAGGAAUUAGAAGCUGAAGUGCUACAGUCUGGAACCUUGAAUCUUGUAGAACCAUUUGUCUCAAGUCAGCUUCCUGAUGCCUUUGCCAACUCCACUGUGGCUCACCGCCAUGGCCAGAGUCAAGGUUGGCUUCAAAGGUUACUCCCAGUACUUAGAAGUAAAAGAGAAGAAGCUCGAAACCUGGCAGCUUUUCACUUCUGCAUGGAAGCUGGCAUCAAGAAGAGACAAGGAAAUCUGGAACUCUUCAGAGAAAUUGGUGCCAUUGAACCCCUGAAAGACGUUGCAAGUUCUCCAAAUGCCAUUGCCAGCAAAUACGCAGCGCAAGCUCUCCGGCUAAUGGGCGAGGAAGUGCCACACAAACUAAGUCAACAGGUACCUUUAUGGACACCUGAGGAUGUUAGGGAGUGGGUCAAGCAAAUUGGAUUUUCUCAGUUUUGUGAUAACUUUGUAAAUUCCCGAGUGGAUGGAGACCUCCUGCUCAAACUCGGUGAAGAGAACCUAAAGGAAGACAUUGGCAUUCAGAAUGGCAUACUGCGGCAAAGGUUCCUGAGGGAGCUGCGGAAACUGAAACUCAUUGCUGAUUAUUCCUCAUGUGACUUGACAAGACUAAAUGAUUUCUUGGUUGAAAUAGACAAGGAGUACGCAGAAUACACUUACAAGAUGCUGAGUGCUGGAGUGACCAAGGAGUGGCUCAGGUAUCUCAGUGAAGACCAGUUAAUGUUGGAGUGUGGCAUCACCAAUUCCAUUCACAGACAAAAACUCCGUCAUAGUAUACUGAAUGAGACGGGUCAGCUACAGGACACAAGCUCCCUCGACAAGACCUUGGAUGUCUUCAUCAGCUACAGACGGUCAAAUGGAUCACACUUAGCAAGUUUACUCAAGGUUGACUUGCAGCUCAGGGAUUUCAGUGUAUUCAUUGAUGUGGAAAGACUACGAGCUGGAAAGUUUGACAACAAUUUGCUAAAUUCCAUUAGACAAGCCAAGAACUUCCUUUUGGUGCUGACGCAAAAUGCCCUUGAUCGAUGUAUUGGUGACACUGAGUGCAAGGAUUGGGUGCACAGGGAGAUUGUUGCAGCACUGCAAGCCGGGUGUAACAUUAUUCCUAUCAUUGACAACUUCCAAUGGCCAGAACCAGAGGAACUCCCUGAGGACAUGAGGGCAAUCUGCUCCUUCAAUGGCGUAAGGUGGAUCCACGAGUACCACAAUGCCUGCGUGGAUAAGAUGGAGAGGUUCAUGCGAGGCGAUGAUUCUCUCGGCCGCUACACCAACAGGAGUGUGGAGGGCGGUAUGGCCACCCCUGGCACCCCCUCCAACCUUCCCCGCGCACCUCCGCUAUAUCAGCGCACAACUAGUACAGAGAGUGGAGGGAAAUGCUCCUCGUGCUCAGACAAGGACCCCAAAGACUGACGGGGCGACCCUGCAUUGGUUAAACACAGGAGAUUAUUAGCCACCAGCAGCCCCCGCUCAGCUUCCCCACUGAGGCGAGCUGGAAGGGCUGUCAGCCCGGCACUGCGUGUCGCUGUCCGUGGGAUGGGGGGAAGGGGCUCUGGCACCAGCUCUCCCCUGCUGCCUCGGCCACAGCGCCGCACACUGCCACCGUCACGCUCUCUCAGCCUGGACACUGGUCUUGACAACAAUGCUGCUGCUUCGUCUGACCCAGAGACUGCGACAGAUGUCGUCACCUCGUGUGAACAGUACCUGCAGCAGCAGCACAACCAGCAGCCAGAACAGUCACAGGUGCAGCAGAGUAGGGAGCCACGGCCUUCCAGGCGGAGACUCAGCAGCAUCCCCUGUGACAGCAGCCCCAUAGCUGAGGAGGAGAGUGGGAUUGACGGAGAAUCGCGGAGCGACCACCAUCUAUCUUCCUCUCCCAGGUCCUCCCUCAUAUCAUCUCGCCGCUCAUCACUUGCUUCGACUGAUGACUUGCAGAGAAAGUCAUCAUUUGUCAACAAGUGCAUGACAAGAGUGAGAGGCUUCAUCAAGAAGUAAUCACUCCUGGCAGCGGUGCCCCGGGUGGUGCUCACGACAGUCAGCCACACUCCUGUGGAAUAACAUUCUCAUGACCAGUGCAGGGAGUCAAGGAUGAACAUCUGGGCCACACACUGGAGCAGGCCAGAAGCUUGCCUCAGAAGUGACUGCUCUACAUCAAACCUUACGCAAGACAAUCAGCCACUGUCACACUUGAGUUACUGUGAAGGCAUGGGUUGGGCAGGUCCACUGCAGGGAACACCCCUAACACUGGGCCAAGUAGUUGGAGAGCUCAACACCCACUGGUAUUAAGCAUUGUUAAUGAGGUGGUCACUUUUCCUGCCAUACAGAAGUUGCAGCUGAUUAUCACUUUUAGAAGCAUAUUGUAAUUAGAAGUUUCUUGAUACCAAAUAAUAUACUAAGAAGCAUUUAAUUAUCUAUUUCUUCACAGUAUUCUUUCACCAUCACUCACAGGUCUCAUGUAUUUUCUUCUUUUUUUUAGUUGUGAAUCAUGAAUGAUAUAGAGGCAGCAAUUAAUAAUUCAGCCAGCAGUUAUUACUAUUAAUUUUUCAUUUAUUUAUUUUUUUUACUAAGGCUUCUAGAUAUUGUAAAUAUAUCACAUAAAUUAAACUAUUUAGUCAGGCUACGUCAUACCUGAAUGGCUGAUGAGGUUGUAUUUUAUAUUUAUCUGUACAUAGUCAACUUUUACUUCAACAUGAGACCAAUGCGUCACACUUCACACUGUAUUCAGAGACUUGUUCUCUUCACUAAAAGUUCUGGAACACCAAGAAAAUAGUGCUAAGACAUAGAUGUUCCAUACAAAGUUCCAAAGAGUCUGCUCACCUCCUGGGCAGACUAUUCCUCCUCUUGUGAAUCUUUUAGUCAUUGUACUGAUGAAAGGUGAUGUUAAUAUUAGAGAAUGAUUAUACUGAACCCAUCGUCAUGAAUUCGCCACGUCAAGUGACAAUUUUACCAUUGUACAUAAAAAUCCGGCAACUAACGUGUAAGUUUGAGAUUUAUUAUUUUUACAUGCAGUAGUUUAAAGCUUAAAUAAAUACUAUUUAAGUUAUAAA
Molecule: messenger RNA, 5548 nt
Organism: Scylla paramamosain (green mud crab)
Lineage: Eukaryota; Metazoa; Arthropoda; Malacostraca; Decapoda; Portunidae
Gene: Sarm
Product: NAD(+) hydrolase sarm1-like
Exons: 9
Coding region: 807-3914 (1035 amino acids)
Biological process (GO): response to axon injury; negative regulation of MyD88-independent toll-like receptor signaling pathway; signal transduction
Cellular component (GO): dendrite
Molecular function (GO): NAD+ nucleosidase activity; signaling adaptor activity; protein binding
Source: RefSeq, a predicted model, not a curated record